This is a messenger RNA of Lithohypha guttulata, 1512 nucleotides long. RefSeq lists its product as uncharacterized. The coding region runs from base 1 to 1512 and encodes 503 amino acids. The transcript has 4 exons. The record is from RefSeq and is a predicted model, not a curated record. Lineage: Eukaryota; Fungi; Ascomycota; Eurotiomycetes; Chaetothyriales; Trichomeriaceae.
AUGCGAAGCGCCCAAAACAGCGCCCAUACUGAUCUCGCCCUUGCAAAGACGGCUGGAAGACUCUCCAAUCAACCAUCACAACAUUUCUUCACUCCACGUUUGAUGUUGCUCACACGCACCAAGCUCUUUGCCAUCUGCAGCUUGAACUCACAAGACGAACCUAUAGCCGCCAGUGUUUACAGAUAUCUUCGACUGGUGGUUAACCUGUUUUUGUUCUGGACGUUCAAGCCAAUACCUAUUCCGGAAAAUCCAACUCUUCACCCGUCAGAUGUCACAGUCAUUCUGCCAACAUUGGAUGGCGAGGGAAUUGAACUGGAGAGAACGAUCCAGUCGAUACUCAAAAAUGAACCUAAGCAACUCAUCCUGGUCACCAUAGAUGAUAACUUGCAUAAGGCACAGGAAUUGCUUGCCAAGAUGCCUGCCAGUGAUCACGGACGGCUUAGAUGCAUGUCUGUGAAACAGGCCAACAAGCGACGCCAAAUGGCAAGGGCGGUCCCCGAAGUUACCACACCAAUUAUCGUCUUCGCCGACGACGAUGUCGACUGGCCACGAAAGACCUUGCAGUGGCUCCUGGCUCCCUUCGAAGAUGCAAAAGCGAGGUAUGGUGGCGUUGUCACAUGCCAACGCCUUCGUCGUGCGGAGAAGCCGAACUCGUCACAAAGAAUAUGGAAUUUUCUGGGAGCUCUCUAUCUUGAAAGGCGGAAUUUCGACUGUGCUGCGAUGACAAGGAUUGAUGGUGGCAUGCCCUGUCUCUCUGGAAGGACUGUUGCAUAUCGAACAGAAAUUCUCAAGGACCCCGCUUUUACCAAUGGGUUCACGGAUGAAAGAUGGGGUAUGUCUGGCCAGUAUCAACUAAAUGCGGAUGACGACAACUUUAUUACUCGAUGGCUUCUCUCACAUGGUUGGCAGAAUUAUAUGCAGUAUCACCCUGAAUGUGAGGUUCAGACCACCUUAGAGGACAAUCCAAAAUUCCUUAAACAGUGUCUUCGCUGGGCCAGGAGCAACUAUCGCAGCAAUCUCACAAGCCUUGUGAUUGAACGUCACGUUUGGACGAACCAGCCAUGGAGUACCUAUGCUGUUCAGCUUACCACAUUGUCGCCUCCAGCACUUAUCGGCGACCUUGCAUUGUGGCUGUUUCUCUACCUUGGGACCUAUGAUUGGCAGCGCCAGGAGAAGCACCAGGCUUAUUUUGUCUUGGGCGCCAUGAUGGCCUUCUCCAAGUUCAUCAAGCUCAUCACUCACUUCAUCCGCUUUCCUGUCGACAUCUUACUCUUGCCAAUAUCCGUUGCGUUCGGUUGGUACCACGGUGUCAUCAAGCUGCAUGCGGGCUUCACGCUACAUGAGACUACGUGGGGCUCACGAGCUGGUGCUGACGCAUCUGAUUCUGAGCGUAUGGUCAGGCAGAACAAGCAUAACGAACGACACAUCUACAACUACUACGAUGAAAAAGCCUUCCUAGAGAAGACACCUUUGACCCACGAUUUUGCGUCUACACAAGCGAUUGCAGCAUAA